Molecule: messenger RNA, 2427 nt
Organism: Nylanderia fulva
Lineage: Eukaryota; Metazoa; Arthropoda; Insecta; Hymenoptera; Formicidae
Gene: Clic
Product: chloride intracellular channel protein 5
Biological process (GO): chloride transport
Cellular component (GO): cytoplasm; apical plasma membrane
Molecular function (GO): chloride channel activity
Source: RefSeq, a predicted model, not a curated record
GUGGCGCGGCGCGCGCUGCGUCAGUGUUCCGCGAGCCUCCAUCGUGUUUUGUUCGUAUCCUAGCCCGGUCCCGGCCUCCAUCAUCGAGUCUGCACCAGGGUGGGAGGGAAUCGCCGCCGCCUGCAGACGCGAGAGCUGACGAGAACCGCCACAGAGACAAAAGUGCCUUCUUCCUUCCUCGCCGCGAGCCGAAGAUCCCACUCAGGAUGGCGGACGACAGCCACGAGAACGGCACCAGCAACGGCGACGUGCCCGAGAUCGAGCUGAUCAUCAAGGCAUCGACGAUCGAUGGCCGUCGAAAGGGCGCCUGUCUCUUCUGCCAGGAGUACUUUAUGGAUUUGUAUCUUCUGGCGGAGCUAAAGACGAUUUCCCUGAAGGUGACCACCGUGGACAUGCAAAAGCCGCCACCCGACUUCCGUACCAAUUUCCAGGCCACCCCGCCACCCAUCUUGAUCGACAACGGCGAUGCGAUAUUAGAGAACGAGAAGAUCGAGCGACACAUCAUGAAGAACAUCCCUGGCGGGCACAAUCUGUUCGUACAGGAUAAGGAAGUGGCCACUCUCGUGGAGAACUUGUUUAGUAAACUCAAGCUGCUGUUACUGAACGCGAAGGACAAGGACAAGGAUCCCAAGUCCUCGUCAUUGAUGGCGCAUCUACGUAAGAUUGAUGAGCAUCUGGGUCGCAAGGGCACGCGCUUUCUUACCGGCGACACCAUGUGCUGCUUCGAUUGCGAGUUGAUGCCGCGGCUGCAGCAUAUCAGGGUCGCCGGCAAGUAUUUCGCCGACUUCGAGAUACCGGAGACCCUGGUGCAUUUGUGGCGGUACAUGCACCACAUGUACAGGCUCGACGCUUUUCUACAGAGCUGCCCGGCCGAUCAGGAUAUCAUUAACCACUACAAACUGCAACAGAGUAUGAAAAUGAAGAAGCACGAGGAGCUGGAGACGCCGACCUUCACCACGAGUAUCCCGAUUGAGGUCAACGAUGAUUAGGCUGGAUCUUCCUCGAGUCUUGCGAUCGCGUGACUUUGAUUAGACAUCGAGAUCGAGACUUAUAUCGAAACGGCGAAUCGUCUCGACAGAGUUUCAAUGGCGCGCGCAUUUUGUAAUUUAAUAUCUAUUAUUAUAGUAUUUUUAAAACAAACGGGAAUUUUUCCAUUGAAACUCGCGUCUUUCCAGCUGCCAGCUCGUGCCCUCGCCGUAUCAUUGAUCGAUUCAUAUCUUUUUGCUAAAGCAAUCAUUGCUGAAUGCCUAAAUCCCUUUUCUGGGAUCAAGUCAGGUGUAAACGAAUUAGCUUUUUUACCGCAAACGACGCGAAAAUAUAUAUAUAUAUAUAUAUAUAUAUAUAUAUAUAUGUAUGUAUGUAUAAAUAAAUAUAAGUGCAUUAAGACUUAAGUCUUAGUAUCAAUAGAUUAUCAAUUUUCUCUAUUUUUCUUUUUUUUUUUUUUUUCCUCGCUAUGUAUGGCAUACAUACGUAGUUUUGACCUGAGUAGUAUUAGCAAGAUUUUAAUUUGCUAUUAUUGAUUCAAGGCUUAAGUUGAUUGGAAGAAGCUAUCAUGAUUUUGUCACUUUUUUAAUGGCAACAAUCGUGGAAACUAAUACCAAGAGUGCAAAAGAAACGUAUGCAUUUGCGGGAAUUAAAUUGGGUGCCAUUAUUAUAUCUUUGAAAAUUUAAUAAAAUUUAUUUUAGUCUCUUUAAAUAAUUAUUUCUAGACAUUAGUCUUACGCGAGAAACGUAAGUAAAGUUGAAUAAAACAUAAAAUAUAAAAAAUAUUUGAGAGCUAACAUGUUUCAAUAUUAUUUGCGUAACUUUUUUAUAAAUAUGUUAGAGUUUUCUUAAUUAUUAUCUCUAGUUCUGUUAUAAGUUAUUGUAAUAAUCGAAAUAUUUGCGUUUAAUGGAAAGAAUAUGGAGUUUAAAGUCAUAAAUUUGUUUAACACAGUUUCAUGUUUCUAAACGCGAUUGCAUGAUGAACGCAUGCGUUAUCGAUAUACAUAGAAGAAAAAAGGAAACGUUUCGCUAUAUCUUGCAAAACAAAAUGGUGCAAAAGUGCAUACGUUUCUUGUGAAUUCCGCGGUGUAGGUAUCUUGUUAUAUUCCCGUUUCAUUGUUAGCACUUUUACUGAUUUUUACAAACGAAGAACGAGUAUUGCAAGCGUAACGUUCUCCGAAGUUUCUCGAGUCGAAAGCAUUUAAAAUAAUAACGGCAUCCAAGAGCAUCGACUCUGCUUAUUUCCGCACUAAUACACAAUCCACUGUUCCAGAAAAACAGAAAACGAGCGAUUUUAUACUCGUAAGCAACUGUCUAUUUUCGCAUUAGUAAUUCUAUUAUUAUUAUUACUAUUAUUAUUAUUAUUAUUAUUAUUAUUACUAUUGUAUUAUUAAUUUUGGUUUAUAUAUCCGUAAAAAUCAAUAUACCAGUGUUUACAUUUAA